Molecule: messenger RNA, 1728 nt
Organism: Soboliphyme baturini
Lineage: Eukaryota; Metazoa; Nematoda; Enoplea; Dioctophymatida; Soboliphymatidae
Source: the annotation of a GenBank genome assembly
AUGCAUCUACUGAAAGGAGCGCUGCUGUUCGGCACCAUCAUCCUAAUCGGCACCGGCUGGACGUUUUUCAAGAACUUUCUUGUAGAUCGAGACCGCAAGUUAUUCAUGAUCGUAAUUCCACUACAGGUGAUCGACAACAUCGCGCUGAUCGUCUUGGAAGAAAGCGAGCAGGGUCAACAGAGUUAUCAGUUCUGGACGCGGUUUUUCAUCUUCAUCGACUUGCUGUGUUGCGCCGCUAUCAUUUUCCCGGUCAUUUGGUCCAUAAAACAUCUGGAGGAAGCGUCGCAUACCGACGGCAAGGCGGCAUUCAACUUAGAGAAACUUAAGCUCUUCCGCCAGUUUUACGUCAUCAUCAUCUGCUAUAUUUAUCUGACACGUAUCCUCAAGUACCUCAUCGCCUUCACGAUUCCAUUCAAGUACAAAUGGAUGACAGUGGCGAUUGAAGAACUUGGAUCGCUGAUUUUUUACGUCCUUACGGGUUACAAGUUCAAGCCAGCGGCGAAUAAUCCUUAUCUGAAACUUGAUUCGACUGACGUUCAGGAAAUGUCCAUAGCACCGGUUUCUCACUCAAUGCCGCUCUCGUCUUCACACUUGCCCUCGACUGAUUUUGAAAGACGUCUAGUCGUUCGUCGCCUGCUUCGCAAAAUGGUUCUGGCGAAGACCCUUUUCAUGACCGGCUUCGUUCUGCUGACCUUGCAGAACGCGACGGCUUCGCUGGACAACAGACGACGGUCGUCGAUCGGUAUGGCACUGCCGAGCAAGGCGUUCGUGACAGCAAGGCAGGCCGCGCCGCCGCGCAAAGCUACCGACCUGAACUGCGCCGACUUCAACAGCCAUUGCCGGUGGCACAAUGAUCGAAGUGUGAACAGCAUCAACUGGCAGGUGGCUUACAAACCUUUCCCUGACAGCAUGAUCAGAACUUUGACAAGAUCCCAAGAUGUACCCGAUGGAAAAUUCCUCAUGGCCAGGUCUAAUGUCAGGGCCACCAACGGCGAGUCAGCGCUUCUCGUCAGCGACGUCAUUCCGUGCCAAAACAACCAAGGUUUUCUGACGCUGCGGUACUGGGCGACGCGAAGAGUUUACAUCCAGGUGUGCACCAGGCGACCCGGAACCGGAAAAUAUUACCUUUACUGCAGCGGCCCAUUUAAGUGGGCACGUUACAGCGUUGCCGAGACCAUCGUUCCCAAUCCGGGCAAUGAACCGUUCGAGAUCGUCAUCGAAGCGACCAAUUUUGUGGCCAAUACAGGAAAACAGAGGGGCGGCAUUGCCAUGAUCGAUGACAUCAAAUACAGUGCAUGUUUAUGCGGCUCAGCACUGCGCAUGCCGAAGCCUCCGAAAAGUCGGUAUCAAAUAGUUCCGACACGCUAUGUCAAGAUGCACACUUUACCUCCCGUGCGUCAGCCUGUAACAUAUCAUUUGCGCCACGUUACUCGCCCUGCUGCCGUCACAUCCAGACCCGCACCGCCGGUAAAUGCCGUUGUUACCACUAGGCGAGGGCCACCUGCGGUGACUCCUCCUGCAGAUUUCACGUGGCCGGAAGAUUCUGCGACAACGGCCGUUGCUAUCUCCUGGCCAGAGCGUAAUGCAACAACGAUCGCUCUUACGUCAUGGCCGGAACCUUCACCAGUAGAAGCCGCAGUCACAGCUAUGCUAGAAGUUACCAAGGGCAGCCACGUCUAUAAGGAUAUUGUGGCUGCUUGCAAUGCGAUAAAGUGCGAUUUUGGAACA